GUAGGGUUUGAGAGAUUUAUCAGGUGAUAGAUCAUCCACCAUCGGUGUAAAAAGGAUGGGAGAAGUUGAUGAAAAGCCUUUCUUGAAAGUAUGUAGACAGAGAUUUAGUGGUGAAAACGUUGAGUUGGAACAAGCCAUGCUUUGUUCGAAAUGGCAGAAAACACUCAAGGAUCCAUCAUGGUAUCCAUUCAAACGCAUCGGAACCGGAGAGAAAAUGAAGGAAGUAGUGGAUGAAGAAGAUGAGAAACUCAAGAAUCUGAGGAAAGAGUGGGGAGAAGAAGUGAAGAACGCAGUUAAGACAGCACUUGUGGAACUGAACGAGUUUAACCCAAGUGGUCGGUACACAGUUCCGGUACUGUGGAAUUUCGAACAAGAGAGGAAAGCAACACUAAAAGAAGGGAUUGCUCACAUGAUAAAGGAGAUCAAAACUCGCAAACGCAAUCUCCCAUGAUGUGUUCGUAAAGAGUUUGUUUUUUGGAAUCUUAAUUAAAGAAUUAAAACUCU
This is a messenger RNA of Arabidopsis arenosa, 504 nucleotides long. NCBI's taxonomy places the organism in Eukaryota, Viridiplantae, Streptophyta, Magnoliopsida, Brassicales, Brassicaceae. The record is from the annotation of a GenBank genome assembly.